Molecule: messenger RNA, 417 nt
Organism: Procambarus clarkii (red swamp crayfish)
Lineage: Eukaryota; Metazoa; Arthropoda; Malacostraca; Decapoda; Cambaridae
Source: RefSeq, a predicted model, not a curated record
AUGUCAUGUGGUGAACAACAUAUGACGCAGAUGUCAUGUGGUGAACAACAUAUGACGCAGAUGUCAUGUGGUGAACAACAUAUGACGCAGAUGUCAUGUGGUGAACACAAUAUGACGCAGAUGUCAUGUGGUGAACAACAUAUGACGCAGAUGUCAUGUGGUGAACAACAUAUGACGCAGAUGUCAUGUGGUGAACAACAUAUGACGCAGAUGUCAUGUGGUGAACAACAUAUGACGCAGAUGUCAUGUGGUGAACAACAUAUGACGCAGAUGUCAUGUGGUGAACAACAUAUGACGCAGAUGUCAUGUGGUGAACAACAUAUGACGCAGAUGUCAUCUGGUGAACAACAUAUGACGCAGAUGUCAUGUGGUGAACAACAUAUGACGCAGAUGUCAUGUGGUGAACACAACAUAUGA